Messenger RNA from Talpa occidentalis (Iberian mole), 1646 nucleotides. RefSeq names its product ribosomal protein S6 kinase like 1 (gene RPS6KL1). The transcript is spliced from 10 exons. Lineage: Eukaryota; Metazoa; Chordata; Mammalia; Eulipotyphla; Talpidae. Gene Ontology annotation, biological process: protein phosphorylation. The record is from RefSeq and is a predicted model, not a curated record. Gene Ontology annotation, molecular function: protein kinase activity; ATP binding. The coding region runs from base 1 to 1644 and encodes 547 amino acids.
AUGAGCCUGGUGGCCUGCGAGGGUCCGCCUGGCCCUGGGCUGGAGCCGGAGCUCUGCUCACGAGCACGGUCCCAGGCCUCCGUGUUCCUCGAGCAGAUUCGAAACCGGGUGGCACCAGCAGCCCCUGAAAUGACGAAGCGUGACUACCUGGUGGAUGCAGCCACGCAAAUCCGGCUGGCCCUGGAGCGCGAUGUCAGCGAGGAUUACGAGGCGGCCUUCAACCACUACCAGAACGGCGUGGACGUCCUGCUCCGGGGCGUGCAUGUCGACCCCAACAAGGAGCGGCGUGAGGCUGUAAAGCUGAAAAUAACCAAGUACCUGCGGCGGGCAGAGGAGAUCUUCAACUGCCACCUGCAGAAGGCGCUGGGCAACGGAACCACCCCCGGCACGGGUUUCAGCAGCCUAAGGCUCCGGCCCAUCCGCACACUGAGCUCUGCCCUGGAGCAGCUGAGGGGCUGCCGGGUGGUCGGGGUCAUCGAGAAGGUGCAGCUGGUCCAGGACCCAACGAGUGGAGGGACCUUCGUGGUGAAGAGCCUGUCCAGGUGCCACGUGGCCAGCCGGGAGAGGCUGACCAUCAUCCCUCACGGUGUCCCCUACAUGACAAAGCUGCUGCGCUACUUCGUCAGCGAGGACUCCAUCUUCCUGCACCUGGAGCAUGUGCAAGGGGGCACGCUCUGGUCCCACCUGCUCUCCCAGGCACGCCCCCAACCAGCUGGACUCAGGCCUGGCACCAGCCUGGAGAGGACGAAGGCGCAGCUCAACUCCGGCCUCAGCCUCCGGACCCCAGCACGGCUUCCCCCAAGCCACACCUGCCUCCAGGACAGAAGGCCCCUGGGGCCUCCUCGGACUUCUUGGAGUCUCCCCACAGCCAGGGAGGCCCCAUCCCAGAGAGAAGCUGAAGGUGACCCCUCAGCCAGGACCGGCGCUUCCUGCCGCUCAGAUCUUCCAAAGGCCGCAACUGGCCGCCUGCCCCCUCCAGGCAGGCGGGGACCUGGCCAGAACUCGGACACAGGGUCCCCUUGGGGCCUCUCUUGGGUUCGAGAGGGGGCUGGCCGGGUGUUGGGGGGCUGUGGCCAAGGCAGAGGUCAGAGCCGCCCCUUGUCGGAGGGAGCCGGUCUGAGGCCUGGCGGGGGUGCCUGGCGCGUGAGAGAAGAGCAGGCGAGGCAGUGGGCAGCUGAGAUGCUGGUGGCACUGGAGGCGCUGCACGAGCAGGGGGUGCUGUGCCGGGACCUCAAUCCCCGGAACCUGCUCCUGGACCAGGCAGGUCACGUCCGGCUCACGUAUUUCGGCCAGUGGUCGGAGGUGGAGCCGCAGUGCUGCAGGGAGGCUUUGGACAACCUCUACUGUGCUCCAGAGGUGGGUGGGAUUUCUGAGCCGACGGAAGCCUGCGACUGGUGGAGCUUUGGGUCUCUGCUGUAUGAAUUGCUGACGGGAACGGCACUGUCCCUGAGCCACCCCUCAGGAUUCCAGUCCCACACCCAGCUUCAGCUGCCUGAAUGGCUCAGUCGCCCGGCGGCCUCCCUGCUGACUGAGCUGCUGCAGUUUGAUCCUGCCCGGCGCCUGGGCACUGGAGGAGGUGGUGUCAACAAACUCAAGUCUCAUCCUUUCUUCAGUACUGUCCAGUGGAACAAACUGGUGGGGUAAAA